Molecule: messenger RNA, 183 nt
Organism: Desarmillaria tabescens
Lineage: Eukaryota; Fungi; Basidiomycota; Agaricomycetes; Agaricales; Physalacriaceae
Exons: 2
Source: RefSeq, a predicted model, not a curated record
UUGCAGGAUUUAGUGGGCCCGAACAGCUGUUACAAGUUUGACUACAAGGGUUGGUGCGGCCGAACCACGACUCCCGUCACCAAUGGCGAGGGGCGCGUCAUUGCCGUUCUAGCAGGGCAGCCUGAUGAUCCCAGCUGGGAUGGCAUACAUACCUCGGCCGCCGACCUCUUGGAUCAAACUUAA